Messenger RNA from Musca vetustissima, 2426 nucleotides. It is a transcript of the gene Ctl2, whose product is annotated as choline transporter-like 2. NCBI's taxonomy places the organism in Eukaryota, Metazoa, Arthropoda, Insecta, Diptera, Muscidae. The record is from RefSeq and is a predicted model, not a curated record. Gene Ontology annotation, cellular component: membrane. Gene Ontology annotation, biological process: transmembrane transport. Gene Ontology annotation, molecular function: transmembrane transporter activity. The transcript has 2 exons. Bases 8 to 2422 code for a protein of 804 amino acids.
AUGAGAUAUGGCUGUUGAUACUAUAGAUGACAUCGAUCCGAAAUAUGGUAAAAAAUUAGCCUACGAACGAAACUUCAAAGCCCCGCUAUGGCGUAAACGUUCCUGCACAGAUGUACCAUGCUUGUUGGUGUUUUUAGUCUUCCUGGGCGCAUGGGCUUUUGUUGCCCAAUAUGCCUUCCGGAAUGGUGACUUGAAUAAAUUGGUUGUGCCAACUGAUUCAUUUAAUAAAAAAUGCGGCAUUGAUUCCGGCGUUUUGGAUAAGAAAUAUUUAUUCUUUUUCAAUUUGGAUAAAUGUUUGGACCCACUGGUACCCAUCACAGGCUGUCCCACACCGCAAAUAUGUGUCCAACAAUGUCCCCAAGAGACAUUUAUAUGGGAUGUUAUGAAAAAUCAAUUAUCCGAUGCUGAAUUGAAGGCCCGCAUGAUCUGCAUCACCGAUGCCGAUAAGAAUGCCCUACGGACCAAAGAUGACAUGCAAAAAGCCAUCAAUGAGGAGCGUUGUGCCAGAUGGUAUAUCAAAAGUGCUCCAUUCUUGAAUCGUUGCAUAUGGGAAUUCUCGCAGAAAACUUGCGAAUAUAUUCCAUCGUUCCUAUUGCAACGCAGUGCAAGAGAUGUCUCCAAUGCAAAUGAUUUAACGACCAGCCAUGUUGAUCUCCACAAUGAAGAACAGUUACAGGCAUUGGCAUUGACCAUGUUCCCUGAUGCUCAACCCCUAGUUGCCAAAAAUACAGUUGAUCCCAAGCUGACUGCCGUGGCCGAGGAAACGAAUAGUCAAUGUAGCCGUCGUGAAACUGUAAUCAAGGAAAAAAUGCUACAAACCGAUACAAGACUUGCCAAAUUUAUUGGCAAUAUUGUUAUACACUUUACCAAUGGCACGCAUGAAGCUCAACGUGUGGGAGAAAAUGUUGUGGAGGAUAUUUUCAAUUCCUAUGUGGUGAUAUUGACAGCAAUGCUGUGUACGUUGAUAGCUUCGUUCAUUUUUAUUGCUCUAAUGCGUUGGUUGGCCGCUCCCUUCCUUUGGACGUCGAUAUUUGGUGUGUUGGUGGGUUUGGCUGUGGCCAUUUACUAUUCCAUUAAACAGUAUACAUUUUAUCAUCGCGAAGCAACAGUGCCACAGCAUUCAUUGAAUCUAAAUUCUGCUGUUAAAAAUAUAUUACAGGACGAACGUCUGUGGCUAUAUCUAAGCAUCUUCCUUUGUGUAUUCCUGGUCAUACUAUUACUGUUGCUAAUAGUUCUGCGUAGCCGAAUUAGCAUUGCUGUUGCCCUCAUCAAAGAGGGCAGCAAAGCUGUAUCCAGUGUCAAAUCGACUGUCUUUUUCCCCAUAUUUAUAUGGAUUCUCUUUAUAGCUGCAAUUGUAUAUGCCCUUGGUGUUGGCUUAUAUUUGGGUUCGAUUGGCAAAAACUCAUUCCGAAUGAUACGACAAUUGGAUUCGAAUAGUCUAACCGGUGUCUCACAAGAGAAUUGCAUAUGUGAUGGACCAGCUAUUAAUUACACCGUGGGAGCAGCAUGUGACCCGACAACGUUCGAGCAAAAUUGUUAUAUUGGCGAUACAACAUUGGUUGGCUUAUUCCGGCAAUCGCAGAGAGCACCCUGUGUCAAGACCAUGUGUAGUUUUGUUGAAGUGGAACACACAACCCUGGUCAAUUGGUUCAUUGUUUUCAAUGUAUUCGGCUAUUUGUGGUUGACUUUCUUCAUUGAUGGCUUCAGUGAUAUGGUAUUGGCCUGUACAUUUGCCACAUGGUAUUGGACCUUCAAGAAAAAGGAUGUACCCUUCUUUACGCUGACAAAAUCAAUCUUCCAGACAACAUUCUAUCAUUUGGGUACCUUGGCGUUUGGAUCGCUCAUUUUGGCCAUAUGUCGUUUGAUACGUUUAAUAUUGGAAUAUAUCGAUAGGAAAAUUAAAAAGUACGACAAUGCCUUGACCCGAGCCAUACUAUGCUGUAUGAAAUGCUUCUUUUGGCUAUUGGAAUCAUUUUUACGGUUCCUCAGCAAGAAUGCCUAUAUAAUGUGUGCCAUACAUGGUAAAAACUUUUGCAGCAGCGCCAAGGAUGCUUUCAAUUUGACAAUGCGUAACUUCUUGCGAGUCGUUACAUUGGACAAAGUCACCGAUUUCUUGUUUUUCAUGUCAAAGCUAUUGAUAACCGGUGCAGCUGGCGUAGCUACUUAUUUCUUUUUGUUAAAUAAUCCAUCCGUUGUACAAUUGCAUUAUAAUGCUGUACCCACAGCAAUUGUGGCCAUUUUGGCAUUCCUCAUCACCACAGUCUUCUUUAGUGUUUACUCGAUGGCAGUGGAUACCUUGUUCCUGUGCUUCCUUGAAGAUAUUGAAAGACACGAUGGUUCGCCAGAGAAACCGUACUAUAUGUCCAAAACGCUAAUGAAAAUUUUGGGCAAACGUAACAAAACACCCAAGAGGAAUCCAUAAAACG